This is a messenger RNA of Danio aesculapii, 4038 nucleotides long. It is a transcript of the gene epb41l3a, whose product is annotated as erythrocyte membrane protein band 4.1-like 3a. The record is from RefSeq and is a predicted model, not a curated record. Bases 108 to 3236 code for a protein of 1042 amino acids. Gene Ontology annotation, molecular function: actin binding; structural molecule activity. Gene Ontology annotation, cellular component: cytoskeleton; plasma membrane. The transcript has 25 exons. NCBI's taxonomy places the organism in Eukaryota, Metazoa, Chordata, Actinopteri, Cypriniformes, Danionidae. Gene Ontology annotation, biological process: cortical actin cytoskeleton organization.
UGUGUGUGAUGCGCAGGGUGAGUGUGUGUGAGUGUGUGUAUCUGCAGUCAGUCAGUCUCCGCGCACCGGGAAGCAGCAGCAGCAGCAUCAGAGCCGUUUGAUCUGAAAUGACGACAGAGCCAGAGGGUAAACCAGAGCAGCAGGGGGCGUGUGCGGCUCCGCCCCAUUCAGCCCCACCCCUCGAUAACCAGCUUCCUCCUGCCGCCGCCCACAGCACACCUGUGAAGAAGGAACAGGCUGGGGAGCGUGAGGUGGGCGGAGUCCCGCAGGGGAAACCCAAUCAGCUUUCAGCAGAGGACGACGGCUCCUCCCACUGGUCGUCCUCCAGUAAACUGAACCGAUCGCCUGCCAAGAUCAGCAAGAAACCCAAAAACAUGCAGUGCAAGAUCACACUGCUGGACGGCUCCGACUACACCUGCGUGGUGGAGAAGCGAGAUAAGGGUCAGGUUCUGUUCGAUAAGGUGUGUGAGCAUCUCAAUCUGCUGGAGAAGGAUUACUUCGGUGUCACCUUCCGCGAUGUGGAGAAUCAGAAGAACUGGCUGGAUCCUGCUAAAGACAUGAAGAAGCAGAUCCGAGGUGUGGCCUGGAACUUCUCCUUCAACGUGAAGUUUUACCCUCCGGAGCCGGCGCUGCUGUCUGAAGACAUCACCAGGUAUUACCUGUGUCUGCAGCUGAGGGAUGAUAUCUCGUCUGGUCGUCUGCCCUGCUCUUUCGCCACACACACUGUUCUGGGCUCGUACACGGUGCAGUCGGAGCUGGGCGAUCACGACCCGGAGGAGUGCGGCUCAGAGUACGCCAGCGAGUUCCGCUUCGCCCCACAGCAGACCAAAGAGAUGGAGGAGAAGAUCAUCGACCUGCACAAGAACUACAAAGGAAUGACGCCAGCUGAAGCUGAGAUGCAUUUUCUGGAGAAUGUGAAGAAACUCUCAAUGUAUGGAGUCGACCUGCAUCAUGCAAAGGACUCUGAGGGGGUGGAGAUCAUGCUGGGCGUGUGUUCGUCAGGCCUCCUCAUCUACAGAGACAGACUCCGCAUCAACAGAUUCGCCUGGCCCAAAGUGCUGAAGAUCUCCUACAAACGCAAUAACUUCUACAUCAAGAUCCGCCCCGGAGAGUUUGAGCAGUUUGAAAGCACAAUCGGCUUUAAACUCCCAAACCACAGAGCGGCCAAGAGACUGUGGAAGGUGUGUGUGGAACAUCACACAUUUUUCAGGUUGGUGCUGCCUGAAACUCCCCCUAAGAAGUUCCUGACUCUGGGGUCUAAGUUCCGCUACAGCGGCCGGACGCAGGCUCAGACCAGACGUGCCAGCUCACAGAUCGUCCGGCCAGCACCAUACUUCCAGCGCUCCUCCAGCAAACGAUACACCAUGUCCCGCAGUCUAGAUGGAGAGAUGGGCACAGCGUUGUACGGUGCAGCAAAAGGCAUUGCCAUGAGUGACCUGAUCACCACAGUGACCCCGGAGAAGAAGGUGGAGGAGGAGCCGCAGCCACAGAAACACACACAUGCGGACAAACAGAUGCUGAAGCAGACGGAGACAGAGACAGAGACGGACACACACACGCAGACGCAGACGGUGCUGGUGGAGAACGUGAUGAUUCUGGAGGACGACGACGAAAGCACCAGAGCCACAGAGCUGUCACUGCCCAGCCCAGCAACACCAGCACGCCUCGACACACGGACUGAUCUGACAGACACUGCUGUAGAUGGAGAACUGACCGCCACUGAGUCGGAUCAGGAGGACGAGUCUGAAGCGAAGACCAAGGAGGCGGAUCUGACGCCGGACGAGCAGCUGAAGCCACAGACCAACAUCAGUGAGCUGAAGAGGACAUUCCUGGAGGGUGGAGCCGAGCCGGCGGGCCUCACCGAGUGGGAGAAGCGUCUGUCCUCGUCCCCGCUACGCUCGCCACGGCGGGAGGAACCGCCGAUGAUUGAACCGCUGGUGCUGGACGAGAUCAAACAGGAAGUAGUGGUGGAGACACAGGAAAUGGCAGUUGCUCUGGAUACGCAGGAGAAUGACAGGAAGGUUGAUGAGGAGUCUGACGGGUGGGUCAUUAUAAACAAGGUUCCUCCGUUUGAAGCACAUAAAGCACCGGUAGAAACUAGAGACAAAUCCUCCAUUCAGCCUGAAAUCAUAGUGCAAGACGCAUCUCCUCCAGCCGAAGCCAUGAAGGAGUUUUCAGAAGGGCCUCCUCCAGAGAAAACUCUAGAGAAGACCAUCAUAGAUGAAGCUCCUCCAGAGAAGACCACCGUAGAUGAAGCUCCUCCAGAGAAGACUCCUAUCAGUGAAGUUCCUCCAGAGAAGACCACCACAGAUGAAGCUCCUCCAGAGAAGACCACCAUCAGUGAAGUUCCUCCAGAGAAGACCACCAUAGAUGAAGCUCCUCCAGUGAAGAUUCAUUCAGAGAAAGCUGAAGAUGUUCCUCCUAAAGUUCCUCCUAAAGUUCCUCCGAAGGUUCCAGAGAAGAAACACAGCUCCAGUUAUAGGUUUCUGUCCUCUGUGAGCUCCGUGCCGCCUCCGUCUUCAGUGCGGCCCAGAAGCGAGGAUCUGUCGGCGGGUCGGAUUUCUCCGGCGCUCCUCAGAACCUCUCCGACAGCCAAAGUGCCGAAGCCCAGUUUUGAGGAGAUGUCUCCUGAGCUGACGGCGCUCCUGCAGUCUGCACGCAGCUGGACGCCUGUUUCUGCAUCUGGGUCUCCAUCUGCAUCUGCAUCUGCUCUGGUCACGCCUGCGCCUGCAGCUUUACAUACACCACAGAGUCAGCCAUCAGAGAGAGUGGAUGAGCAUCUGGGAAAGGGCCUGUCAGAAGAGGAGCCGGCAGAUGAACCGCUGGACAAACCUCAGACAGGCGUCUUGAGUUUCUCCAGGAGUAUGUCAGGAGACACACAUGAGACACACGACACACCUGUGAUCCAGACUGAGAUCAAGACCAUCACAUAUGAGGCCCUGCAGGCGGAGACGGACGGUGAUGCUGAUCCUGGUGUCCUGAUGAGUGCUCAGACCAUCACAUCAGAAACCACCAGCACCACCACGACCACACACAUCACCAAGACGGUGAAGGGCGGUAUCUCAGAAACGCGGAUCGAGAAGAGAAUCGUGAUCUCAGGAGACGCAGACAUCGAUCAUGACGAGGCUCUGGCUCAGGCCAUUAAAGAAGCUAAAGAACAGCACCCCGACAUGUCAGUGACCAAAGUGGUGGUGCAUAAGGAGACGGAGAUCACGCCGGAGGAGGCUGAGGAGUGACGCAGGAUUAACAUUAUCGUCACGCAUUCUGGAGGACUCUCAUGUGUUCAUGCUGUGGAAAAUGAAGGAUUCUUCAGAGAAACCAACCACAGGAACAUCAGCAUUAAUGACUGAAUCACAGCAAUCUUCAUCUGAACACGUCUGGAGUAACACACACACACACACACUCACGCUCACCGGCGCCUCUGCCACACUGAACACUGUUACUGCAUGACAAGGGAACCAUUCUGCUUUUUGUGAGGAGACAAAAGUAUUUAGACAUUUUAGGAAAUCCUAUAUGAGCGCAGUGUAUAGUCAAACUAUAAAGGGACUGAAGAGUUGUGAAAUAUAGCGGUUACAGAUAUCUCCGUUUAUUUAUUAUACUGCUCACUUAAAAAAACAAACUUUGCACAAUAUUUAACCUCGCAAAGAUGUGCCAUCCCCACGUGUCUCCCUUCAUCCUCUCACCUCUGAUUUGCUCAUGUUGAUUAAUAUUAAAGAGAGAAUAUGGAUAUGCCACACAUUUUCUCCACACGCCAUGUAUCUUAGACUCGUGUUCUGUUGUUUUUACUUGAAUUCUGCACCUGUCUGUUUGAUUUGUCACCUGUGAAUGUUGAUUUUAGAGGAAUUGAGCUGUUUUGCUAUCCUGAGAGAUCAAUCCUCGGCCAGAGAGCCACAUCUGAGCCUUAAACUGUACAGAACCCUCCAGACCGACCCACAUGUGUGUGUUUGUGUCCAUGUUUGAUCCUCAUGUGCAGCGUCGCCGCCCUGCUGACUGUUUCCCACACAAGCUCAAAUAAAAGCUCAGUUUCAUUUCUGGUAA